This is a messenger RNA of Microsporum canis CBS 113480, 1620 nucleotides long. RefSeq lists its product as hypothetical. The transcript is spliced from 5 exons. The record is from RefSeq and is a predicted model, not a curated record. Bases 1 to 1620 code for a protein of 539 amino acids. Gene Ontology annotation, cellular component: mitochondrion. Lineage: Eukaryota; Fungi; Ascomycota; Eurotiomycetes; Onygenales; Arthrodermataceae.
AUGCUAAUGUUGGCAGUGAAAGAUAUUUCUGAAGAAGAACUCUUCAAUUAUACCAGGAACCGCUGGAUAUAUAACGAAUCUUUACAACUGUCUCUAAGAUAUCUCAAGUUUGACCUUCGACAACUUCUGAAAGCUGCGGUCGCUGCCGUCUCUAGCGAAGGUGCUCAUUAUUGUACCAAAGUACAUAAGUGCCAAGAAGGGUUAAAUAAUAAGGUUUUUAUCCUGACGAUGGACAAUGGCUUAGAAGUUGUAGCAAAACUUCCGAAUCCGAUAGCUGGCCCUGCUUAUUAUACGACCGCAUCUGAAGUAGCGACUCGAGCAUUUCUUCGUGAUGUCCUGAAUAUUCCUAUUCCUCGUAUAAUCGCCUGGUCAGCAGAUCAGAGUAAUCCUAUCGGAGCAGAAUAUAUUUUGGAAGAAAAAGCGCCAGGCACACCGCUAGGGAUGCUCUGGUACCAAUGGAAGAUGAAGUCUAGACUUGAGAUGAUAGACCAAAUCAUACAAAUCGAAGGAAAGCUUGCAUCCACAAAAUUUUCAAAGAUCGGCUGCAUCUAUUUCAGUGAUGAUUUUCCAGAUAAGACACCUGGUGGUUGUAUUCUAUCAACUAGCUCUUCGUUGCCUUCGUCUGUAUUGGAGCGCUUUACUCUGGGGCCACUUGUGUCAAGUGACCUGUGGCGCGGCGAUAGGGCUAGUAUGAAUUUGAACUGUGGGCCAUUCAAUCAGCCAUUGGAUUUGGUAGAAGCUAUGGCAAAAAAUGAAAUACAAUACACUAAGGAACACGCCCGCCCCUACAUGAAUUAUCAUAGGUCAUCUACAGAAGCUCAGUCGCCGGAUGAACUCCUUGAACUUUUGAACCGGUAUCUUAGACUUAUACCCGCCAUGAUUCCUCCUGAAGGCGCUGAAGAUACUCAUUCACCCACACUCUGGCACCCGGACCUUCAUCUUGAUAACGUAUUUGUCGACCCUGAAUCACACAAGAUCACUCGUAUAAUUGAUUGGCAAUCCGCGGCAGUUAUGCCCCUCUACUAUCAAUAUACCAUUCCAAGAAUGUUCGAACACCCUGGUGGUGUGCCCCACGGCUGGACCAUGGCACUACCGGAGAAUUAUGACAGCUUAAACCAAGAAGAGAAGGAUAAGUUUGAAAGUGACCGGAAGAGCAUUGCUUGCCAAAAGUAUUAUGAGGUUGAAACACGAGCUCAAAAUCCAAGACAUGUCGCCGCUUUUCAACUCCAGAACCUUGAUGUACGGAUUGAACCAUCUCGCGUUGUUGUGAAUGCAUGGGAAGGUGAAGCGGUCUAUUUCCUCCGCCGUGCACUACACGCAAUAGUCAGACAGUGGGGUGAUCUGUGUCCGGGGUUAGGACCAUGUCCUGUCAGUAUUGAUGCCCAAGAGCUGAAGUUACAUGCAGCGGAAGAGGAGAUUUCAAACAGUGUUGCUGAGAUCUUAACACUUUUUCGCGAUGCAUGGGGGGUACCUCCGGAUGGAAUGGUACAUCCGGCUGAUUUUGAGCGAGUAAAGGCUGCGGUAGCGGAACGAAGAGAUGCCUUCUUUGAGAGUGCAGAUAAUGAGACUGAUAAAGAGCUCUAUAAAAGAAUAUGGCCUUACCAGGAUAAAGAUUUGUAA